Molecule: messenger RNA, 3591 nt
Organism: Trachymyrmex septentrionalis
Lineage: Eukaryota; Metazoa; Arthropoda; Insecta; Hymenoptera; Formicidae
Gene: FoxK
Product: forkhead box protein K1
Exons: 6
Coding region: 353-1957 (534 amino acids)
Biological process (GO): regulation of transcription by RNA polymerase II
Molecular function (GO): RNA polymerase II cis-regulatory region sequence-specific DNA binding; DNA-binding transcription factor activity, RNA polymerase II-specific; protein binding
Source: RefSeq, a predicted model, not a curated record
CGCGGCUGCCGCGUCACGUGGCGGCACCCGUCCACGUUUCGGAUUGUGGGUAAACAAGAGGAAGAAAAUAUUUGUGCCGCGCGUGUAUCGUCAUCGUGUUCACCGGGAACGCACACGCACGCGCGCGCGCGCGUGUCCCGCUCGCCCGCUUGCCUGUCACCACCAUUGUCAUCGUUGUCGCCGCAAUUCUUGCUUCUCUCGCCGAAACUAACGAAUCGAGGAUCAACGAGGACCGUGACACACGAGGAGGCGAGGUGAACCCGAACGACCGCGGAGACAGGAGCGAACUUAGAAGGAGAGCGACGCGUGGGCCCUAUUGGCACUGAAGUCGGCGCCGGCCAGCCCGUCGAAGAUGCAGUGGAAUCCAGAGUCGAGCGGGGCGCCGAUAGCGCGGCUCGAGGCCCGCGAGUUCGAGUACAUGGUUAGGCAACGACGCAUCACGAUCGGCCGCAACAGCAGCAAGGGUGAGGUCGACGUUAACAUGGGCCACUCCAGCUUUAUCUCGCGCCGGCACCUCGAGAUCUUCUACGAGCAUCCAUUUUUCUAUAUGGUUUGCAACGGCAAGAACGGCGUAUUCGUCGACGGGGUAUUUCAACGCAAAGGCGCCCCUGUCUAUCAACUGCCAAAGACAUGUACAUUCAGAUUUCCAAGUACAACGAUAAAGCUGAUGUUCCAGUCACUUGUUGACGAGCAGGAACAGAGUAACAUUCGCGUGCCCUCUCCGCCAAAGCAGCGGGCACCACUACCUCCUCUGCGGAUAAACAUACCGGACGCCGGAUAUAGCAGUCCUUUCCCGUCACCCACAGGAACGAUAAGCGCCGCUAAUUCGUGUCCGGCAAGUCCGCGUGCUGGUCAGGGUAGGAGAAACAUUUCGGCGGAUUUGCAAAUGGUUGCGGCGUAUGCCGCUUCCGUAGCAAACGAUUCGCAGAAUUCCACUUUGGAUAGGCACAGCUUGGAGAGGCAUGAAGGUGGACAGAGCUCCAGCAGGCAAAUAAGCCCAGAGCCUGGUGCUGAUGCUCGUUAUCGAGGUAACAGUUCAGGACCGAAUGGUACAGCACCACAUUACAGUCCACCAAAAGAUGACUCGAAACCACCGUACUCCUAUGCGCAACUGAUUGUCCAGGCAAUCGCCUCGGCGCACGAUAAACAGCUGACCUUAUCAGGCAUCUAUUCAUACAUCACCAAGCACUAUCCGUAUUAUAGAACUGCAGAUAAGGGUUGGCAGAAUUCUAUACGACAUAAUUUGUCGUUGAAUCGUUAUUUUAUCAAAGUGCCCAGGAGUCAAGAAGAGCCAGGGAAGGGUUCUUUCUGGAAGAUUGAUCCUCAAUCGGAGAAUAAACUUAUUGAGCAAGCGUUUAGACGGAGACGGCAACGUGGUGUACCAUGUUUCCGUGCGCCCUUUGGAACACUAUCGUCAAGAAGUGCUCCAGCAUCUCCAUCUCAUGUAGGAAUCAGUGGAUUAAUUACGCCUGAGUGUCUAAGCAGAGAGGCUUCCCCUGGACCCGAAUCUUAUCCGGACAGUUCGGUCCCAUCUCCGGCUGGACAACUCGCGACAAGUCAGUCAGCACCCGGUUCUCCCGGACAUCCGUAUACAUCGUCCCAGACAACUCAUAAGGGACGUCUGAUGCAAACAGUGGUAACAAAUGGUGUCAGUGGCGAUGCCACAGGAAGAGAAGAAAAAUAUUUGGUGCCUGGGAAUGCUGUAGAGGACCAUUCUUUAUCUCCAGCUGGCCAAUAUAGUCCAGCUCCUGUUAUUGUACAAACAACCUAUAAUUACAGUGGAAAUUUUAUUAGCCCUGAUGCUGGCAUUGGGGGGGUUAGCAAACGCACCCAUGAAGAAUCAGAUAGCUCGCCAGGUUCACCGGCCCCGCUUGCGAUCGUCGAGAGCCCCGAGCCUCCUGAACAUCAGCCAUCGCAAUCUAAACGUCAACGCAUUCACGAAAUGGAUGAUCAUUGAACUGAUAUAUCUAGCAUCCUGUUACGUAGAACAUUACAUUUACAUUAUUUGCCUGUCGUCGACCACAACACACACACACACACACACACACACACAACUGCAAACUUCAUUUUAUUUUAACCGCAUAACCUGCUUUAGACUGCACAUAAUCGAGAUCGAGCAUCAGUUCUAUGUUCUCGCGAGAAUUGCGAGAAACUGUUGUGUGUACGAGCCUGCAAAAGAAAAUCAACCACUGAGAGAAAGAACGAGCAGAAGACACUUUUCCUAUCCUAGACUUCAUGUUCUUAACAUGAUUUUCUCAACAACAGUCAAUGUACAUAAGAUAUAUAUAUACUUUAUUAAAUGCUUUCUCUUUAUGACUUGUUAACUUCGGCAGAAGAUAUAGUAUAUAUGUAUAUGGAGCUUAUUUGAUCGAAGGUCAUCCAAAAUAGUAACAGCAGCUGUUGCGCUGACACAUCAAAUUGCAAUAAUGUGAUGCGGUAACGUGUGCCAUUCAGCCGUUUAGCCGAUAUAUUAAAUAGACAAAGAAGAGAAGAGAAAACGAGAGUGUUAUCCAGUGUAAUCCAUUGAAUGGAGCGAAAAUGCGAUUUAUCCAUAGCUGAAUUCGCUGACCCGACAUCCAUUUCAUUCGCGCGAUUUCUGUUUUCGUAUUAUCGCUUGCACCAGCUUGGCGUCGUCAUCGCGACUAAUGAAGAUUAACGAUAGGCAAAGUGAUAAGAGAGCUGAAAAAUAAUAGAUUAUUAUAAUUAGCGCUCUUUUGAAGAUGCUCAAUCGAACAUUCUAUCUGAGGACAAAAAUAAGCAGAAUAUCAAUAUGACAAUGAGAAAGCUGAUAAAGAACGGGCGGAUAAUACCGACGAGCUUUUGUAACGUUAACGAUGUGGUCUCAGUUAGAGAUUGUUACCAGAGCCAGAGGAAACAAAAAAAAUAGAGCCUUAUAAUGUAUGUUUUACAUCGUAUAAUUAAUGUAAGGACGCGAUUUUAUGUUUAGUAGAAUCUAAUUCGAGCUGAUUAAGCGGCUAUAUACGGGAACAUAUUGUAUAAACAUAAUACUUCUCCUAUAGGGAGAACGUGCGCAUCUCGCUGAUCCGGCGGGGAAUAGGGGAAGACAGGGGAGAAGAGAAUAUCUCUUCCGACAAGGAUUUUUUUGAAUUUUUUUUUUCAUUCCGAGUUCUCGCCGCUCUUCGAAUAUGUUCAUUGUUUGCCGCAAUGAAAUGGUUCACCUAAUCUAAUCAUUUAUAAUAGUCUCAUUUUUAAUUAAUAUAAGAGAAGCUGUUUCAAAUUAAAAGAAAAAAAAAAUAGAUAAAGGUAAAACGAAAGCGAAAGAGUUUUGUAAAACAAGAGGAAAAAAUGAUAAUAAUGCGAUCAACGAUAAUGAUGCCAAACUCGAUUAUUGAUUCCUCCUGCGAUCGGUUUACUUUUCUCGUGCAAUCGUAGUUAAUCUUAAACUCGCCGAUUCCCCUAGAACAUCGGCGUUAGGCAAGAUAAAAAUAAACAUUAAACAAAAAAAAAACAGGAAAAAACGACACAUAGUAGCGUUAGAUUUACGGUGGAGCAAAAGGAGGGGCAGCAGGAUUGAACGUAGAUGCGUUAUAUGGAGAUCGGAAAAGAGCGUGGUGCAAUAAAGGGGCAAAA